Molecule: messenger RNA, 1395 nt
Organism: Linepithema humile (Argentine ant)
Lineage: Eukaryota; Metazoa; Arthropoda; Insecta; Hymenoptera; Formicidae
Product: odorant receptor 82a-like
Biological process (GO): sensory perception of smell; detection of chemical stimulus involved in sensory perception of smell
Cellular component (GO): plasma membrane
Molecular function (GO): olfactory receptor activity; odorant binding
Source: RefSeq, a predicted model, not a curated record
AACUUUGUACACAACAAGUGAUUAUCGAUUGCACAUGCGUCCUCAGGGCAAAGACGUCAAUUACGUUCGGUUUAUAAACUUUUCCAGAAGUUGGCGCAGGCGUAUUUCAAACGUAGUUUUAGCCGAAGCGCUGACCAUUGUGGACAGUGCAUCGGUCGCUUUCGCGAAGUGAUCAUGAACACAAAUUCAAAACGUGAUUUGAAAAGCUUUGAUUUCGAAAAUAUCAGUGACUAUAGCCUACAAUUAAACCGAUGGUUUCUCAUAUCGCUCGGUGCUUGGCCACAAGGCACAUCGAGCACAGUAAAGAGGAUCGUCGUAUCAAUGCAAAUUCUCAUUUUUUCAAGCUCGAUAGCUAUCAUUACGAUACCUUGCAUGUUGUACGUGUCGUUUGAAAGAGAAGACAUCCAAACUAAAUUAAGCGCCGUUGUUCCGUUACUUCAUAGAAUUAUGGGCUCGGUAAAUUACUGGACGUUACUUACGCGCCACAAAGACAUAUACAAUUGUAUACGACACAUGGAGACGGACUGGAAACUCGUCCAAAAAAUCGAUGACCGUGAAGUGAUGCUACAAUACGCUAAAAUCGGCCGCUUCAUGGCAGGGUUCUGCGCGGUGUUCAUGCACGGUAGCGCAUUUUUUUUCACCGUAGUGCGGGCGAUCAAAACCACGACCAUUACAGUCGGCAACGAAACCUUUACUAUGCAUCCGAUGACAUGUCCGGUGUACAGUAAGAUCAUCGAUGCGAGAUUCAGUCCUGCGAACGAGAUCUUUCUGGGCGUGCAGGUUUUCUCGGCGUUUGUAGUAGGUUCCUCUACAGUUGCUGUUUGUAGUCUUGCCGCUGUCUUUGCCAUGCAUGCUUGUGGCCAACUGAAUGUAUUAUAUAUGUGGUUGAACGAACUUGUCAAGUACGAUGAGAAGAAAAAUUUAGCGGAGCAAAGAUUAGCUGCUAUUGUGGAGCAUCAUUUGAGAGUCCUUAGUUUUAUAGCAAAUAUGGAAAGUAUUAUGCAUAAAGCUUGUCUGGCGGAAUUGAUGGGAUGCACAUUAAACAUGUGUUUACUUGGAUAUUACUCUAUUAUGAAUUGGGCUGCAUUUGAUGCAGCAAAGAUAUUAUCGUAUGUUACUGUAUAUAUGUCGAUGAGUUUCAAUAUAUUCAUAUUCUGUUACAUUGGUGAGAUACUAACAGAACAGUGCAAACAUGUUGGGGAGAUAGCAUAUAUGACCAAUUGGUAUAAACUGCCUCACAAAACUGCACUCGGCCUCGUAUUGAUAAUCAUGCGAUCGAGUUUGGUAAUCAAAAUAACUGCGGGGAAAUUAUUUCAACUAUCCAUCGCAACUUUUGGCGAUAUAAUUAAAACUUCCAUGGCAUAUUUGAAUAUUUUGCGAACAAUGACUACAUAA